Molecule: messenger RNA, 2174 nt
Organism: Pecten maximus
Lineage: Eukaryota; Metazoa; Mollusca; Bivalvia; Pectinida; Pectinidae
Product: sodium-dependent glucose transporter 1-like
Exons: 4
Coding region: 178-1818 (546 amino acids)
Biological process (GO): transmembrane transport
Source: RefSeq, a predicted model, not a curated record
ACUAAGAUGGCUGCGCCCAUCGCCAGCCACUUCAUGUCAAGAACGAGGAUUUUUAGUGCCAAAAGUAUUGAUAGUUUGUGGAUUUACCUUUGUUGUAACGAACAAUACCCCGGAAGGAAAUGAAGUAGUAGAACAACAAAAGAUCGGAGAUUCGGUCCCCACAAAUAGGCUGAUUAAAUGGACCCCGUGCUAGAAUCACCGAGUGAGCUUUGCUUUGAGUCACUUCAUACUGGCGAAGGGGACAAAUCUGUCUCCGAGGAAGUUACACAAACACCCAUUUCAAAAGACACAGAGGAUGACAAAGAAGAAGUUAUCCCAUUGAAUGAAGGUAGCGAUAUCUCGGAAUUCCCUGUGGACGAAACAGUGGACGACACACACGGCGAAAGAUCAGGAGUUAUACAGAGAAUAAAACACGACGCUGUUUAUAGAGAAAAUGUUUUUCUCAGUCUUACUAUCUGCUGGACCUUUUUUGUAUUGGGUUGGGUGGUAGGUCAGUUUGGUCCGGCUCUUCCUGAACUCCAAAUCAUCACCGGAUCGCCCUUAGAAAAAGCGUCGGCGUUCCUAACAGCCGGAGCUACAGGGUACAUGGUUGGUUCCCUCCUGAGCGGGAUACUGUUUGAUCGGUUAAACAAACACCUACUUGUGUGUUCCUUCACCGUCUGUGGUUUUGUCAACUUUAUCAUCAUCCCUUGGUGUUACCGGUAUGAACUGAUGAUCGUGGUACAGUUCUGUCGUGGGAUGUUCGGUGGAGGACUCGAUGCUGGUGGGAAUGCUCUCUUGGUGUGGACAUGGGAGGGAGAUGGACGCUCCUUCAUGCAGGCCAUACACUUUGCCUUUGCAAUUGGUGGUAUAGUAUCUCCGAUGGUGAUAGUCCCAUUCCUUUCGAAAAUGGAUAAUGAUGCAAAUGUGAAUCAUUCACUUUCAUUAACACCCGAGGUUAAUAUAUCUGAUUCUCAAGUGUUUACAGGUAUAUCAAGUCAUCGUUCUGAAAAAUGGGCCAACAAUUUUACGUCAUUUUCGACAGCACCAUAUAGUGACAGACCUGGACAGUCUAAAUUGUACGUGGAUUUUCUCAUCACGUCAGCAUUACAUCUGUCAUGCGCAGUCCCUCUGUUUUUAUUAUACAUUCGCGCAAAGAAACAACAUAGCUGUACAAAAGAAAGCAAAGCUGAUGGAACUAUUUCCCAAGUUCAUCAGAAAGUGGACAGCAGCAGGAAAAUUGUUGAAUUUUGUACAAUUUGCUUGUUUCUAGCACUGAACGCAGCUUUGGAAAAUACAUUUAAUUACCUCCUUGUCACGUUUUGUAUCGAACAAAUGACGUGGACAAAAGUCCAGGGAUCUUUUGCCACGUCGCUAUUUUGGGCAACAUUCGGAACAGGUCGGUUUCUAGGAAUUUGGCUGAUAAAAAUGUUAAAGCCGGUAGUUUUGAUUGGAGUAUUUACAACAUCGUUAGGGUUUGUUUUUUUAGCGUUUGUAGUGUUUUCAUAUUUAAAAAUUGAUGCUGGAAUAUGGGCAUGCGCAGUGAGUGCUGGAGCUGCAAUGUCAAUAAUUUUUCCCACCGUAUUCACAUGGACAAAUGAAAGUUUUAUCACAAUGAGCGGGAAAGUAGCAUCUCUCUUUUUGAUAUCUGCUUCCUGUGGCGCAAUGAUCAACCCAAUAUUGUUGGGUUAUCUUAUGGAAAACUUUACGCCUAUGUGGUUUGCAUAUCUUCUUUUCGGGGACAGCGUUGCAGCAAUAGCUGUAUAUAUCAUCAUGCUGCUUCUCGUCAGGCGACAAGCGCGCACCUGUAAAGAACCUGCUGAAGAGGCCACAAUGUAAAAUGACCUUUCCAAUGACGAGAGUAUUUUCACAACCAUUCAAUGGUUUGACAUUAAUAUCUAUUCAUGAAUCCAUCCAGCUCUUACACUUACAACGUGGUGUUGGUGGUUGUGUUGGUAGCUGUGUUUGUGGUUGAGGUGGUAGUUGUGUUGGUAGUUGUGUUUGUGGUUGAGGUGGUGGUGAUAUUAUUAAUAACGAAACCAAAUCAAUUGUGUAUAUUUUGGUAAUGCUCAACCAUUUCUUAAAAAUUAUCCCGGUUUAAAAAAAAAAAAAAAAAAACCAUCUUUAUAGCUAACGACAAUAGCCUUACAUGUACCGGCGAUUGUUUCCAUAAUCAAUACAAAUUGAUGAAAUCU